AUGUCGUUCAAGUUCGACAAGCUCCUUGCGAAAGGAAAGGCGAAGCUGUCCGAGUUUACAGGCCAGCCCUCUGGUAGUCAGCAUCAGCAAGGCUAUCCAGGGCAGCAGCCCCCGCAAGGAUAUCAACAAUCCCCUCCAGGGUACCAACAGCCUCCCCAGGGUUACCAACAACCGCCUCAGGGCUACGCGCCAGGCCAGUACUCUGGCAGCCAAUAUCCUCCUCAGUAUCCUCCACAGUAUCCGCCCCAGAACCAGUACCAGCAGCCUCCUCAGAACCAGCAAUGGGGUGCGCCUCAACAGCAACCGCAGCAAUGGGGCUCGCCGCCUCCCCAACAACAGCAUUUUGCACCACCCGUCCCACAAGGUAGCAAACCUCAGACACCACAGCCUGGCUCCCCGCCGCCUAUCCCUCAGAAUCGCCCCCAAUCCGCCCAACCGCCGCCCCCGCAGAACCUUCCUCCCCCGCAAGCAGAGAAGGUGUACUGGAAGCCCUCGUUUGCCAUCACGACACCCGUGUCGCAGAAUUUCCGGCAUGAGAUUGGCGACCAUGGUUGGGACCUCGCUGAGAGCUGGAACGGCGAGACCGAGAACCAUUCGUGCUUGCACUGGGGCUCGUAUACCGGCGAAGACGCACAAAAGCACCGCGUCGUCAAGACGCAUCUACCCGAUCUGCCACGGCAACCCCAUACCUACGGUUUCGCUUGGAUAGAAGAAGAGGGCAUACCGGGCUGGAGAGGGCGUAUGAUUUGGUACAUUGAUGGCAAACCAGUCAUGAAGGGUUCCAUUCCAGAAGGGACAAGGCGUAUGGAGGACUUUAGGAUCCUCAUCAACAUUGCCAUGGGUGGAACUGUAAACCAGGGGAAACUGCCAGCUGACGGAUACUACGACUUUGUAGUUAGUGAUCUCAAGAUGUGCGAGGAGCCUCAGGGUGGAUGGCAGCAGUUCGAGCAUGCUUGGAGCUGCACACCCGAGGGUAAAGCCUUGUAACCAGAUCCACGUCUCCAAUACACUACUUCCCAUUUUCUCCUCUC
Messenger RNA from Pyrenophora tritici-repentis Pt-1C-BFP, 1031 nucleotides. The record is from RefSeq and is a predicted model, not a curated record. Lineage: Eukaryota; Fungi; Ascomycota; Dothideomycetes; Pleosporales; Pleosporaceae.